Molecule: messenger RNA, 1281 nt
Organism: Sphaeramia orbicularis (orbiculate cardinalfish)
Lineage: Eukaryota; Metazoa; Chordata; Actinopteri; Kurtiformes; Apogonidae
Exons: 7
Coding region: 27-968 (313 amino acids)
Source: RefSeq, a predicted model, not a curated record
GCAAGGUGAACACAUUUUCAGGCAGGAUGGCUCACAUUGCGAUGGCAUUGCUGUUGCUGCUUCCUUUUAUUACAAAUGGUACAAAUGGGGCAGAUGACUGGAUAUUAGCAGAAAGGCGAUACAACAUAAGGUAUCCAUGUGGAGGGUUGGUUUGCUUUCAUUUGUGGGAGAUCAGUACAAAGACAACAAGUGAUUACAUUGGAGUCAUUACUAAUGGAGAAAUGCAGACGGCACAAUCAGACAAUGAGAUAUCCAAAUGCACCCUGCCGGUAGAAAGUCUGAAACGUGAGGAUGCUGGACAUGAUAUCUGCAAACGAAACUCAAAACUGUCAUUUCCUGUCCACACAAACCCAGAGUUGAACGUAACGCCUGUAAAAGCCAUGUCGCUGCAGUGUGUUCUGCUCACUGAUGUGCGGGACACAAGGUGUUUCACGCAGCAGUUUGAACAGAUCAGCCUGAGGUGGGUCGAUGAAGACGACGUGCCCGUACAAGUCAACUCCCAGUAUGACCUGAAACAGCAGUCAGACUGUGAUGUAACGCUGACGGUCAACCUGCAAAGUCCUGGAAAGAGGAGGUUUAAAUGCCAGGCCAGCGUGGGUGAUCAAACCUGGACUUCAGAGGAGGUUCUGAUCACAUUCCCAGAUGUCAAACAGAAAGGAAGAGGACUUGUUAUUAACUCGUAUCCGGACCCUCCACCGCAAGGUGCCAACCAGGAUGCGAUUGGGGUGGCUGUGGGGGUGGUGGCGUGUGUGGUGUUGACAGCGGGGGCUGUACUUUUUGUUGUGAACAAAAGAAAAGCAAACAACCUAAUGAAUCAGUCUAAUGAAUCAUGUUACUCAAGCAGCGCCAACGACGUUAUGGAUGAAGAUGACGUCGUCUAUGCUGAGGUGACAGUCCCUCUUGGCUUGGACAGACCCUGGGGUCCUGUCUGUGAGUCCACUGAAUACGCCUGUGUCCGAUACGCUUAAGUCUACAGCCAACAUUUACCCUGCAAUGUGUGUGUUUUCUUUGUCCUGCUGCUUAAAGUGUGUAUUUUUCAUUUAUUUUUUUACUCAAAUGUUUAUUGCGAACUGUCUUAUAAGAUAUUAUACAAGACAUCAACUAUACAAAGUACACUGUUCUCUUUUUUUUAACCCUUUCAUGCCCAAAUUAUGACAACCAGUCAAGAAUUUUUUCUUUCCUCUUGUUUUUAGGCAUGAAAAAAAAGCAAUUGAGUUUUUUUUUAAUGAAGUUACAAAAAUAUCCAUGUGUUUAAUUUUUGAAGUAAAGAAACGUGUUUAA